UGAUUGGCUAGAACACAGAACAUGGAGGCGGGACAAACAGCCGCAGCUCGCGCAACCAGGAAAAACCAUUAGCGCUCCAUCGCUACAUCGAGAUAAAGCGAUUCGGCUUCGCUUCGGUCGGAUUUAUAAAGCUCCGAGUCAUGACCAGAGGAAACCAGCGUGAACUUGCUCGACAGAAGCACGCCAAGAAGCAAAAUGAGUCGAGCAAGGGCAGAAAGGAUGAUGGUCUCUCCGCUGCUGCUCGCAAGCAGAGGGAUGCAGAAAUAAUGCAGCAGAAACAGAAGAAAGCCAGCGAUAAGCCGGAACCUAAAUCAAAAUAACCAGCGUGGCACAUUGGGACUAGUAUGCAUUUUCUGCAGAGGUUCCCAGCUUUCAACAGCUCAUGGCUAACGAAAAAAGUUGUAACCAUAUAGACGGCUUAAAAUACUAUUACUGACUUUGGUAAUCAGUUGGAGAAAUUAGUCUACAAUGUGGCUUCAAAAAGAUCUCCUCUUGCGAGGGAAAAUUAUUGCAUUGAGUAUCGAUUCACCUGUUGUUCCAAAUGCAAUCAGUGCACACAAUAAUUCAAUAAUAACAUGUAAAUUGGCUUCAUAUUUUUAACUGGUUAAAAAUAUUGACGUGUAGUUCCACCACAUGUUAAAAACAACUGUGUUACUGGUAAUUCUUGGUUCAAAUGUCAUGAGAUCUUAAUCUUUCAUCUUGUGUCUCUUUUUGAUUUCACACACUCGAAGGUGAUGUACUAGAUGCGAUGCAGAUCAUGUUAAAGAAGGAGACUUCCAGUCAACACAUGAAUUGACUUUCGAGUUCUGUAUUUUUGUAUUAAACACCCUUAAUAAAAUGUACAUUUUUAAACUGA
This is a messenger RNA of Clarias gariepinus (North African catfish), 856 nucleotides long. RefSeq names its product small EDRK-rich factor 2b (gene serf2b). Lineage: Eukaryota; Metazoa; Chordata; Actinopteri; Siluriformes; Clariidae. The record is from RefSeq and is a predicted model, not a curated record. The transcript is spliced from 3 exons. Bases 141 to 320 code for a protein of 59 amino acids.